Messenger RNA from Schistosoma haematobium, 836 nucleotides. RefSeq lists its product as uncharacterized. Gene Ontology annotation, cellular component: ciliary base. The transcript has 5 exons. Bases 206 to 595 code for a protein of 129 amino acids. NCBI's taxonomy places the organism in Eukaryota, Metazoa, Platyhelminthes, Trematoda, Strigeidida, Schistosomatidae. The record is from RefSeq and is a predicted model, not a curated record.
AACGACACCAAACGACAAUAGAGCCGAAUUCAAAUUCAGGUACUAAAGUUUAUUCGUAAAUCGCAAGUCAUGAACCAAAAUAUAUUGUUUUGACGAUAGUUAUAAAAAUUACAAAACAAACCUUUAAUUUUUGGGUUUCCAAAGCAAAACUUCCGAAAUAUCAAGCCAAAAAUCAAAGUGAAACCGGUUUGUACCAGAAUUCAACAUGUCUGACAGUAGCAAUAAUAAGAUUCCUAACUAUGUACAUCAGGCUGUUAUUAUGAGCGAAACUAUUAAAAAAGAGUUGAGACAUCAAAAAAUAUUCACAGAAUACAGUAUCAAUCCUUUUAAGAAAACUGAUAAACCAAAUAGAAUACAAGAAGCUGAUGCUGAAGACAAACACUUUGCGAACGUUAUACAACGCGCUUCUUUGGAACCACCCAAAAAAUAUAUCGAACCUCAAACAGAAAAUCAGGAAUAUGGUUGGAUAAGUCAGCCACUAAUGGAAAUAGACAGGAGUGAUCCAAGGUUUUAUCAUCCUAAAGUUGCUUGUGAAAUGACGAAAUUUAUGGAUGCGUAUUGGAAACUAAAUGAACAGCGUAAAUUAAAUUCGUGAGUCUUAGGGAUAAAUGAAUAAUACCUGAUGCAUUAAAAAUACAAUAUUGUAAAACCUGAAAAUAAUUUCAUCAUAAAUAUUGUCUGAUAUCUUUCUAUUUUUCGUUUAAUAUAUAUAGUUUUAGAAUGGAUUUAUUCUUGUAAAAUCCAAUUGUUAUUAUUUUUAUGUGGAAUAAACAAACGUAUUUUCAUAUUUAGUGAGGUGAGUUGUUUUGAAAUAUAAUAAUUAUUUUAGUAAUAAA